This is a messenger RNA of Paramormyrops kingsleyae, 2091 nucleotides long. RefSeq names its product RNA binding fox-1 homolog 3a (gene rbfox3a). NCBI's taxonomy places the organism in Eukaryota, Metazoa, Chordata, Actinopteri, Osteoglossiformes, Mormyridae. Gene Ontology annotation, biological process: regulation of alternative mRNA splicing, via spliceosome; nervous system development. Gene Ontology annotation, cellular component: nucleus; cytoplasm. The record is from RefSeq and is a predicted model, not a curated record. Gene Ontology annotation, molecular function: mRNA binding.
CAGGCGAGUAAGCAUAGCGUGUGCGUGUUUUCUGCGUGAGGUAGCUGCGUGUGCCUGAUUCUGCUGGCUCUAAGCUAUGUGCAAACGCGCUCGCAGCAGGCUCAGCCGGCACCAUUGAAGCCAGUACUUCCUCUCCUGGACUGCCAGGCAAAUCGCAUCGCAAGCCACCCCAAGCCUCUCUCUUUCUCUCUCUCUCCCUCCCUCACUCUCUCUUUCUCUCUCCCUGUCUCUCUCUCUCUUUAUAUCUCCCUCUCGCUCACUCAGUUCCCCCCCCACUAACAUCUUCAGCAGAAGAAGCGAAAAGCCCCUUCGCUGGCCAGCCCAGGGAUACCAGCUGAAAGAAUGAGGCUUUGACACUGCGUGGGACUGGACUGACACGCGAGCGUGACCAACCACCGACACGCACAGAGACAUGCUGAGGCUGUGAGCUUGGCCGUCGACGCCAGAGGAGAGCCCCCCCCAGCGAGCAGCGGUGCCAUCGAGCGAGCAGGAGGACGCCAAAGACCGCUCCCCAAGUGAGCAGGCCCCCCCAGCCAGGUCGAUCAAGCAGAGUGACCACCGCCGCUCCGGCCCGCGUCACCCCCCUGGGUCAGCAACACCUGUGGCAGCAGUGAGUCAACCCAGUCAGCACGUUCGUCUGUACAUGGAGACCCCCAGCUGGGCAGAAACCAAACCAGGAAACGGGUUGUGCAAAUCAGGAACCAUCACCCUCUUCGGAAACGUGGUGUACAGUGGCCUUCUGAACGAUCACUUCUGGCAUUUCGGGGUGCCCCUCGUCACGAGACUGGGUAACCAGGAGGCCACAGCCCCCCCGGAAGCGAUGGCUCAGCCGUACCCGCCCGCCCAGUUCCCCCCUCCGCCGCAGAACGGGAUCCCGGCGGAGUACGCGGCACCACACCCACACCCCGCCCAGGACUACACGGGCCAGAGCACGGUGCCCGACCACGCCAUGACCAUCUACACGCCCACACAGACGCACAGCGAGCCGCCGGGCACCGACAACAGCACGCCGUCCCUCACCGGCACAACGACAGUACCGCAGGUGGACGAGGUGGCGCAGACAGACGGCUCCCAGCAGCUCCAGCUCCAGCCCUCAGACUCCUCAGAGAAGCAGCAGCCCAAGCGGUUACACGUCUCCAACAUCCCCUUCCGCUUCCGGGACCCCGACCUGCGGCAAAUGUUUGGGCAAUUCGGGAAGAUCUUAGACGUGGAGAUUAUUUUUAACGAGCGGGGAUCCAAGGGCUUCGGGUUUGUAACUUUCGAGACGAGUGUGGACGCAGACCGCGCACGGGAGAAACUAAACGGUACAAUCGUUGAGGGACGAAAAAUAGAGGUAAACAAUGCGACGGCGAGAGUAAUGACCAACAAAAAGGUGGCCAACCCAUACACAAAUGGCUGGAAGCUGAACCCGGUGGUGGGGGCCGUCUAUGGGCCCGAAUUUUAUGCAGUUACCGGCUUCCCGUACCCAGCGGCAGGGGCCACGGUGGCUUACCGAGGAGCCCAUUUGAGAGGCCGGGGACGCGCCGUCUACAACACGUUCCGUGCCGCCCCCCCACCUCCGCCCAUCCCGGCCUACGGAGCGGUGGUGUACCAGGACGGGUUUUACGGCGCUGAGAUUUACGGGGGCUAUGCGGCGUAUAGAUAUGCCCAGCCGCCGGCCGCAGCCGCAGCAGCUUACAGCGACAGCUACGGCAGAGUCUAUGCAACGGCAGACCCGUACCACCAUACGAUCGGACCAGCCGCCACAUACAGCGUGGGCACCAUGGCUAGCCUAUACAGAGGAGGGUACAGUCGCUUCACUCCCUACUAAAGAGAGGGAAACAUUGCCCCCAACAAACAAACAAACAAACAAACAAACAAACACCUACUUCUUCGUGGAAAACUAAAUCAAUCACAAAGCUUCCAGGUCACAGUGCUGGCCCCUCUCCUAUUCAUCUCAAGAUGAUGUUACAUUUGAAGAGUAUCCUAACUGUCUCACUGUGUCAUUAUUUUAUAGAAUGUUACAAUUUUAUUUUUUGCUUUCUGUUGUAAUGUACCCAUCUGUAUAUAAUGUGUAUCCUGGGGUGUGUUUCUGUGCUGAAAGUGGGGAAA